This is a messenger RNA of Symbiodinium sp. CCMP2592, 3132 nucleotides long. Lineage: Eukaryota; Dinophyceae; Suessiales; Symbiodiniaceae. The record is from the annotation of a GenBank genome assembly.
AUGGCGCAUCAACGAGGGGACUUCUACUGCGUCGUGGGUGACUGGUCUGGCAUAUUGCUCGACACCGUCUGUCCUGUGAUGACCAAUGCCAUGUUGCGGCCCAGUUUGGAGGAAGAGGAAGAGGAAGAGCAAGAAAGCAAAGAUCGACCUGACAGUACGGAGCAACACGAGGAGAGGCAAGGCGCGGUGCAAUCACUAUCGGACCGGAACGAGAUCACCUCUGCAACGCCUUUGCCCUCACCAAUGUUCGAUGUACCAUCCACACCCAUGGCAACGCCAACGGCGGAAGUGGAGUCGCCAGUUCAGCGGCCGCGACCUUCACCAAAGCUGUCGCCAAGUCUCCCGACAUUGAUACCUGAAGCACAGCCGCGCGCAGAUUUUCAACUGCCUUCGUCUGUGACAGUCCGCCGAGAGUUUUGGGGCGAGAUGGAUGCGGACGCCGCUCAGGUCCCAACUGGCUACGAGAAGCCAGGAGGUGCCGGCGCGACUGCGGUCCCGAUCUCGAGAGGACCAGGUCGGCCGUGGACCACCUCCCUACAAAACGGAUUCACCGACAGCACCGCGACCUCGCACAGCGAGCUCCAUCGGCUCCUGCGAAGUCCAGACUUCCAUGACUUCCACGAGCUGCUGUUGGCAGGUCUCGGGCUUGCAGGGAAAAGCAGCGAAUCACGCCUCGGGUCGCCGGAGUCGCCUUUCUGGAGACGGUGCCGCCUCUUGUGGCAGAGUUUGCGGCCAGCUCCACUUAAACCGGAGUCUCUGACAGAGUCUGUUCAGCCGUCACCAUGUGACCCGCUCAAGCCACCCAACUGGGCACGCUACACAGCCGGUUCAGAUCAGAUCCGAUUGAGAUCCAGUGCCGAGACGCGUCGCGAAGUGUACAGCUUCUGUGCACAGCCACUCUGGGGAAGGCUGCUGAGGCCAGCGAGGCCCAAAGGAACCACGGCAGUCCCCAGCCAGGUUCGUUUGCCUGUAACUGCAAAACACUGGUCGGGAAGGUCUGCGCCGACGGUGGCCGAACUGUCUCUGCUUGGUGACCAGCCUUUCGUUCUUUACGAGUAUGUAGAGGAGUUCCCCCCACUUUUGCUGAACGUCGGAAUGAGCCACCGCGUGGGAUCCUAUUACAUGCAACACUCGUCGAGGAGCUACGACGGCCAAGCCUUGGGCCCUUUGGCUUGCCUUCACCCGGUGGCGGUGAAAGAUGGCACUUUGCCAGGAAUGUCCGCACGUCUGAAUCCGGGGCAAGGCAUGUCGAUCAUGGAUUCUCUGCUGCAGAAAGCCCCACUUUUUCGUCACAGUCUUGAGAACAAGUUUCUGCUGGUGCAGAGCCGUGGCCUCUCUGCAAGUUGGGAGCUGUCUUUGCGAAGCUUGGAGACCUGCUGUUUGGUGGGGCAAAUCGAACCGAAGAAGCAGGUUCCCAGCCCUUGGAGCAAGGACUUUGCCUUGCUGAACAACGAGUGCAUCCGCCACAUGUACCUAGAGGCCAAGCGGAAAUGGCAAAGGGAGUCUUCCGGAGAUGUUGCCGAAGACGUUGAAAAGACGCUGUUCGAUGAGAUCGCCGAGAGUGUGUUUCAGUGGUGGCCCGAGGCGAAAUCUGCACGGGCAGAGCUCAAGGGAGGUGGCCAAGGCCAACAGCCAGCGAAGUCGCUGUCAGAGCUGGUUUGCUUGUUGGAUGCUGCCAGGCGGGGUCAGGAGCGCUUGCAGAGGCUGGGCAUUGACCUUCUGACCGAUGACAAGAAGGUCCAGAAGGCCUUGCAGGAACUUGAGAAGUUGGAAAAGCACCGGGACAGAUCCGGUAAGCGCGGCGAGUCCGAUCUGGCGUUCUGCGCACGUUGGGUGCUGGAGCAGUUGCAGCUGACCCCGUGGCACCUCACGAUGCAGUGGCUGAAUGAGAGGAAUGCCGCGGAGCGAGGUGAGAAAGGGGCCUCUCGGAACCUGGCCGUUGUGGGACCGGGUGAUCCCAGCGCCCGCCUUGAAGGGGUCAGCUAUUUGCCAGUUGGUGCGAAAGAGCUGGCGGAGUGCAUCGAGUUGGCGACUCUGCAGCGACUCUCAGAUGCAGAGCUUCGCAAGAAGUUGCUAGCAAGCUUUCCGGAGGCGAUGUUUCGAUCACUAGGGCGCUGGGAUCGGAUCUCCCUCUUGUGCCGAUCCUUGGGUGAUGCUGAGACGACCGGGGGGGUCACAGUGACUGGUUGGAGCGGCGUCAGCUUGGCGCCAAAAAAGGAGCAGAAGCCCUCCAAGGACGUGAAGCAGAAGCAUGCCAGCCUUCUGCAAGAGGCCUUUGAUCGCCAGGCCGCUGCGUUGUCCGAACCCAUCCAGGACAUGUCGGAGGGAGAGAUAGAGCAAAAAGAGGUAGGGCAAGAGUUGCUCGAUGAGCAAGACUGGUUGGAAGCUUUGGCGGAAGGCUCGACGAGUGCGGGGCCCAGUGCUGGCGCCGCCUCGGCCAUCGAGAUGGCGCCAGCGCUUUUUGAGACUCGCAGCUCCCGGGCCGACACCGACCAGGCGGAGCUGCAGAAGAUGCGGCAAAGGCUGGGCAUCAGCCAGCCUGAGCCCAGUGCGCCCAGGGCACCUACGGCAGCGCCAGCCGCGACAGACACACCCGCCUUCCGUGAGGCGACUCAGGUUUCCCAGAACAAGCCGGAGGAAGCGGCUCCGCCGCAAUCGAAGCCCAAAGAUGUCGAGCCAGAACACUCAAGCGUUAAGGUUUUGAAGGUCGUUACGUUGCACAAAAGUGCUCGGGGCUUCAAAGAAAAAGUGAUGUAUGUGGUCGGUGAGGAGAACAUUCAGCUCUACAGGGAGCUUCACACUCAGGAAGCCCCCCGAAUGCUUUCAACGCAGGAGCCCCGAACAGGCUCCAAGCAGAAGACGCGGACCUUGUCAGGUGUGUCGGCUGAGAACGACAGCGAUGGCGACUCCGGCGACGCUCGAAGUAGACCAGGACCGCGAUCUAGUCUAUCUGCUGGCAACGCAAAAUCGCGCGGCUCGGAGCAGAGAGAGAGCAAGCGUCGGAAGACAAGCAUCUCUGGAGCACCGAGCGAUGCGCCCCACUCUACUUCCGAAAAGUCGGAUUCACUUUUGUCUUCACAGGCAUUGGAUCCCCAAUCGGAUCGAGUGAAGAAGCGGUUGCGCCUUGCUUAG